Molecule: messenger RNA, 1269 nt
Organism: Naegleria gruberi
Lineage: Eukaryota; Heterolobosea; Eutetramitea; Acrasida; Naegleriidae
Exons: 1
Coding region: 1-1269 (422 amino acids)
Source: RefSeq, a predicted model, not a curated record
AUGAAAAUAUUUUCCAAGCAUUAUCAAAGUGAAAUUGAAAAACAAGGCACCAGUUCAUUUGUGGGAAGUGAAUCCAAAACUUUCGAAACUGAUGGAAGAACGUAUGAGGAAGAUAAUAGUGACCUAGAUGAAGAAUACUAUUCAGAUUAUUCUUAUGAUAUUCCUCCCCAUCAAAAUGUUGUUGUGGAACAAUGGAAUACUAAAAUUUACGAUAAUCUUGGAGUCACUGACUUUAGUGACGAUGAAUACGAGGAGGGAUUAGAUUUCAAGCAAUUAGGCCACAUUUUUAAAAACUUGGAAAAUGAAGCAAAUAAUCCCCUCAAAAGAAAGAGAUUUGAUCCAUUGACAUUCGAAGAUUAUUCACAAAAUUUCAUUGAAAAUAGAUUGAAAAAUACGAUUGCAUCUUUUGAAUCCAAUACAUGGGAUUACGACCUCAAGCAGGAGUUUGAAGGAGAGUUGACAGAAAAUAUUCCAGCCAUUAAAAUUCUUGCAAGAGAAGGUGUUAAAAAGAGAAAAUUGGAAAAUCAGUCAACUGAGCCAUCUGAAAAUGAUUUGGCAGACAACGACAUUUUAACAACCAGAUAUGAUUCAUGUAUUAUGGAAAAGAAGCCUGUGAACCGAACAAUAGAUGAAGCUUCAAGUGAUUACUUUCUUUAUGAUUCAUUUCAAUUGCCAAAUGCCAAAAUGUUACUUCAACAAGCUGCUGAGAAUUUCUCUUCACAACUUUUCAAAUAUUCUAAUUCUUACGCUCAACUUUGCCGUGGAACGUGUGCAACAGAAGAGGGUGAUUUAAUUAGAACACGAAGUGUUUUAUUUUCAACUUUAUUAUUUAGACAUGAAUUACAAUGGAUUAAUUUGAAUUUCAGAGCACAAUUCGAAUCUAUUUUGCAAGAAUAUGUUGAUACAACUCGAUUACAGAACGAGGUCUUGGAAUCAAUUAAUAGAUUUGAGUAUAUUGAAACAAAUGAAGAUGAGGAUGAUGAAUUUAUUGAUAACAUUUCUUCAUGCUCAUCUGACAGUAUGGUUUCGAAUGCUUGCCAACUUAAAAUGAUUCUGAAAUCAAAUGAGGAAACAAUUUUCGCCGAUAAUACCUGCAUCUCUUGCAAGACCCUUGCCGAUUACAAAGAAAUGAAUCCUGAAUUGAUUUGCACAACUGGAGAUGGUUUUCCAACCAUUAUAGAAUCACACCAAUCUUACGAUUAUGAAAUUAAAUUCACAGAGAGCAGAGAAGAAGCAAUUCAUUGGAUGAAUGGCAAGUUAUUCAAUUAA